Molecule: messenger RNA, 1444 nt
Organism: Durusdinium trenchii
Lineage: Eukaryota; Dinophyceae; Suessiales; Symbiodiniaceae
Source: the annotation of a GenBank genome assembly
AAAAAUGGUCCGAACAUGUCAGACUUCAGUGACAAGGAAACAUCUUUGUCUUCAGUGGCAAAGACGCGCUCAUGUCGCCGCAAUGUGGAGAUCAUGUUGGUUGUCCACUCUCGUUGGAAGAGGUGAGAGCUUUGCCAAAAGUGGAGCUGCAUGCACAUCUUAGUGGUUCAAUCACUCAGGAGAAAUUGCUUCCUGGAUGCAUGUUUCAAGGGGAGCCCACAUGUUGGGCGGUUUUGAAACGAGAAAGCUUGGAGGCUUGGAGCUGUUCAUUGGCUUGGAUAGUUGCGGCCAGCUAGCUCCAUUUCCAUGUGCUAGCUCGACUCCAUGCUAGCUCGACUUCAAAAGGCCGGAAGAGUGGACCUCCUCGUUAUGACUUGGACAAGUGCAGAGAGGAUCGAGCUUUUGGAGAGAAGAGGCCAAGGUGGUAGUUUUCAGCCCUUCAACUUCCACGGAGACCUGUCAAACGCCUUGCAGAAAUGCUUUGGCUACUUUGCGAAGGUGGCCAGUGUGGUGGUGGAUUUGGAAACCCUGAAGGAGUGCACCUUGCAUGUCUUGGACUCUUUCGCAGCAGAGAAUUGCAUCUACCUCGAACUCCGAACGUCUCCCAAGCAGUUCAAGGUGGUGAAUGGAGAAGAGCACCUCACCACGAAGCUCCAGUACUUGGAGACAGUACGUGCUGCCAUCGAUGAAUUUCAUGCCCAGGCAAUGCAGCGGUAUGGCUUUGUCAUGGAGGUGAAGGUGCUUCUUAGUGUGGACCGUGGAAAGGUGACGUCCAAGGACUCAGCCUUGGCACAGAUCGAUGACGUGUUGAAGCUACAAAAGGAGCAUGCAGACUUGGUCGUGGGCGUCGAUGUGUGUGGAGACCCACACCAGCCCACAGUCGUGCCUCACUUGCUGCCAGCCUUGCAGGAGCGCAAAAACGAGUUCCAGAAGCUUCCCAUCACAUUCCACACCUCCGAGAUUGUGGAUGAUGAAGAGAGCAAGCUGAUCAUUGACAGCAUGCGAGACCUGAACAUCAGGCGAUUGGGUCAUGUGACCCACCUACCAUCCUUUUUGCGCCAAAGAGUGCUCGAUGGAAUCUACGAAGACGGUGGUGUUGGUGUGGAAGUGUGUCCCACAUCGAACAUGGUCACCAAAGAAAUAUCAAGCUUGAAGGAACACCACUUCCUGGAUUGGUGGAAGAAAUCUGACAAGGUCCUUCUCAGCAUCAACACCGACGACACUGGCCUUUUUUCCUGUGAUUUGUCCUCGGAAGUCUACGAUUUGGCCCAGGCCUUUGGACUCUCACGAGCAGACGUCAUUGACAUCCAGCGUCAGGCGAUCUCAUCGGCAUUCCAUCCUGAGAAAGAACGCCUGAUGACUGCAUUUGAGAAAAUGUUGGCCUGCGCGAAGGAAUACGAUUCCAAGAAACGGAAAUUAAAUGGAUUAUAAUCUGAAUAUAAAA